Lobosporangium transversale is the source of this 2358-nucleotide messenger RNA. RefSeq lists its product as hypothetical. The record is from RefSeq and is a predicted model, not a curated record. Bases 393 to 2228 code for a protein of 611 amino acids. The transcript is spliced from 3 exons. Lineage: Eukaryota; Fungi; Mortierellomycota; Mortierellomycetes; Mortierellales; Mortierellaceae.
CCUUUUCUUCCCAUCUCUAUCCCCAUCACAGCUCUCUUUCUCACAUUCUCAUACUCAUAAUACCCAUCUCCUGUCAUCAUCAUUUCUCACUUAUCUGUGCUCAUUCUUAAACCUCACUUUUUUUAUUACUUGAAGGCUCAUCUCUCCUUCCAGCUUAUACCCACAUCUACUCGCGUUGAAACUAUAGUUCGCUAGCCAUCUCUUGAAUUGCACAUUACCUCCUUCAUAUUAGUUCCAUCUAAUUUUUUACUCACUUUCAUCUCCUUUGAUUCCUUUUAAUAUCUCUUUUCGUUUGAAGGACUCAAACCAAAACAGAAAGAAGAAAAAAAAUAAAAAAAAUAAAAAAAAAUAAAAAAAAAAUAAAAAGAGAGAGAGAGAGAGAGAGACAGAUCAUGAACGCUGUGCGGGCACCGUCAAGGAAUUCAAACACCAGCGACACCAGCUCCACCCAAUCACAAUCGAAUGCUCAUGCACAUUCAAAUUCAAUAAUACAGCCAAGGAAGGCGAAAGUGGCCUCAAUGGCCCAAAUAGACAUUUCUUCCCUGUCACUUUCUGCGAACAUCUCAACUCCAGUUUUGCCUCCACACUCUCGUACGACCACUCGACAACAACAACAGCAGCAACAGCAGCAACAGUCUCGUUCUAAGGUACAUUCGUCUAGCUCUGUAUCAAAUACCCAUCCACUGAAAAAUAAUAACAACAGCAGCAAUAGUAAUCAAGUUCACGUCCGAGCCAAUAAGGGCGAAAACAGCAAUAACACUCUUGGGAUUAAUGGUGGUCAUAAUGUUGUCAGACGGAUGGUUUCUGCGUCAGCUAGUUUAGGCAUUGGAGUAGGAGCAGGACGACCAGGAAGCAUAAUACGUCGAGGGGGCUCUGUCACGUCUUCAGAUGACGGUACAGUCUCAGAGGACUCUGUUGAAGACUAUAUCCAACUCUUUUCAGGAGCUGGAGCUGCAGGAGGUGGCCUCCAUGUGACUAGUUUACCGUUCACAUCUGCUCGGCAGCAAAGAACAGAACCUAAACCCAUUAGUGGCCCAAAAUUUACGUCUGAUGGUGCAGGAAGAAUGAAAACCCCAACAGUGCCAACUGGAGGACCAUCCGUCAGACCAAUACGAAUAGCAGCAGGGGCUUCCAUCAGAAUUGAUACUGACUCUUCCACUUCUUCAUCAUCAGGACAUACACCAAUACCAUAUUUCCUCUCAGGAUCACAACCACUGAACGUGACAGGGACAGGCGCAAGCAUAGGUGGGCAUACAAGUAUUGAGGGAGGAAAUGGAGGGUCAGCUGUAGGGUUGUUGUCCACUUCUGUCUCUUCCUCAACCUCCUCAUCUUCUUCAUCUCUGUCAUGGGUCAGCAGCCCGUCAUCCAAAAGGAAUAGUGGGAGUGGUGUAAAUGGUAGUGUCGGAUCCCCUUCCUCUUCUAUUCCUACUGACGAUUCAGGAUAUGGGACUUCAAAUCUUUCCAUCUCUUCGCCCACUACGACUUCAUUUCCUUUUAAUGCUCCCCAGCCUACUCUUCGUGCUAUCAAAUCUGCUAGUAGCGGUCUGUCAACAGCCGCGACUGCCGCUGCAGCAGCAAAGCAAGCAGAGGAAAAUCGCCAGUCAGAAGAAGCUGCCCGUAUACGUCGAAAGGUUGCAGAUCUUGAGAUCUCGAAUACAUCGCUACUACAGAUCAACCAAACAUUAGAGGCUACGGUUCGUAAACAGGCUGCCAAGCUUCAAGAGCUCGAAAUGCGAAUACAGUCAACGCAGUUUGGUGGCGACUUGAGUAUGUUGGCGGCAACAGAUAUUGCACAGGACUCCAAUAUUAGUCCAGACAAUGCUAGUGUGACGACGAUGGCGACGGCGAUGGCGAUGACAACGUCGACGACGACAACGCCGACGCCAAAGCCAACGACGAGACCAACGUCAUUAGUAGACCCUGAGGCUGCUAUCAUAAUUCAUGAGAUGACAGAGGCAGACCGACAGGCCGAUUUGACAUUCAAACGAGUCUGUAUGGCGAUCGAUCAGAUGAUUUUUGAAGCUAAGCAGGCUCUUGACCAAUCUAUGAAGCCUGCAGGAAUGAAGGUCUUGUCAUCGUUCGAAAUGUACGAAGAUGAUUUGGAUGCUGCAGAACAAUCCUUUGUGGACAAUGAGGAUGACGAUGAUUAUGGGUAUGAUGAUGAAGACGAUGACUUUAGGAUGGCCAACUUGUCUGUACAAGAUGGUAACGAUAGUGAUAUUGAUUGAUAGUCUUUUCCAAGAUCAUUUUUACUGUGCUGUAUGUAUAUAAACAAAGAAAAUCAAGUUUUACUCUCCCCUGUCCACAUUUUUCAUUAUUCAUGCAAAAAUAAAAUAAAAAACUAGCAUCCUUCUCCAC